AUGCGCGCAGCCCUCCUCCUCAUACCAGCAGUAGCAGUCGCGGCGUUCACCCCGAUAGUCAUCGACAUUGAAUUUGACACGCUCGCCAUCCCAGAUUUCGACCACUCGGCCAUCGCGACACCUGUGGUCGCCGUGACUCCAUUCCCGGCCGCAUCAUCCCCCGCCCUUCGAGAAGAGGACGAGUUGGAGAUCGACUGGUCGGGAGAGGGCGAUACAUUCGACCCCGUCGCCUACCUCGACGCGCAGGAGGCUGCUGGAACCUCAACCUCAACCCCACAUGCCGGGUUGAGGGGGUACGCGUACGGCCCAGCUCGGUUAGCACCGGAAGGGGUACUGUCGGCAGCUGCUGGGGCUGUGAUGGACAUGUUCUAG
Messenger RNA from Cutaneotrichosporon cavernicola, 372 nucleotides. RefSeq lists its product as uncharacterized. The transcript has 2 exons. NCBI's taxonomy places the organism in Eukaryota, Fungi, Basidiomycota, Tremellomycetes, Trichosporonales, Trichosporonaceae. The coding region runs from base 1 to 372 and encodes 123 amino acids. The record is from RefSeq and is a predicted model, not a curated record.